AUGUCAACUAAUAAUGCCACUAAGGCAUAUAUCGCUUCUCUUCAAUAUACUUCAACACAAAUCAAUUUAUAUGUGCCGACUUUUAUCAUGAUCUUUGGCGUUGUCGGCAAUCUGACAAAUAUAUUGGUAUUUACUCAACGAGCACUUCGAUCGAAACCAUGUGUUAUCUAUUUUCUUGUGUCCAGUAUAACAAGUUUUAUGAGUCUUAUCUCGGGUCUUACACCACGUUUAUUUCAAAGUUUAUUUCUGGUCCCAGAUGCAACACAGGUAGUAUCUGUCUUAUGUAAACUACGUAUCGUGGUUCUCUUUAUCACUCGUACUAUUUCUUCAUGGCUUCUUGCUUUUGCUACUGUUGAUCGUUAUGUGAUCUCAUCUCUUGAUGUCAAUAAACGACAAAUGAGCAAUUUGAAGAACGCCUAUCGGUGCAUUAUAGUCAUUACUAUUCUUUCAAUUAUAUUCUGGACUGAAUCUAUCUAUUGUUUCGAUGUCAAUCUAACUGGUACUCCACAACCAUGCUAUGCCAAGUCCGACUCAUGUCGUAUCUUCAACGAUCUUUCUCAAUCUUUAGUUACAACGCUGAUUCCAUCGACAAUCAUGUUCAUACUUGGUUUGUGUACUAUUGGCAAUAUUCGACAAUCUCGACAAGUUGGACCUUCAUUGACAAAUACGACUGGCUCUACUCGGAGAGGACAUGGAAAAGAUGAACAAAGUUUGACAGUGAUGUUGGCAUCACAAGUUAUCCUUCUCACUAUAUUCAAUCUUCCACAAGCAGGACAAAAGUUCUAUUUAACCUACACAUUUUAUGCGAAAAAAGCAUCAUCCCAAGUAGCACUUGAAAAUUUUGUUUUCAACGUUGUACUUCUUUUUACCUACAUACCGAAUUGUAUUCCAUUUUACUUGUACACAAUAACUGGCAGUUUAUUUCGAGAAACACUUGUAAAAUUAGUACAACAUGGAAUCGGACAUUUAAAAUGUUGGAAUUAG
This is a messenger RNA of Rotaria sp. Silwood1, 984 nucleotides long. The record is from the annotation of a GenBank genome assembly. Lineage: Eukaryota; Metazoa; Rotifera; Eurotatoria; Philodinida; Philodinidae.